AUGGCGGGUAUCGAAGAUGCUGGAUAUACACUGUAUACAGUACAAUCGGGAGAGUUCUUCCCUACAUCAGACUCCGAUAACUCGUUUCCACCACUCACAACAUCCUUCACCUUUGCAUCAGGCUGUGCCGAGCAGUGGAGAAUUGUGAACCCGGACUUCCCUACCGAGGUCUUGAACUCCGUCCCUAGUUCCUGUUUCCCUGGAGGCCGAGACGUUAACAGCCCGGGUACAUGUCUUCCCAGCUACCGCUUAGUAGCACUGGGCGAGUUCAGAACUCCUGGUUGGACCCCAGGUGGUGUCCGCGCAUGGGGUGCCGAUUGCUGUAGAAAUGACAUGACUCCGAUGGGCGUCGGGAGAGGGGGUCUUUGCACAAAAGUGUUCAGUACAUCAAUCACAGCCUAUAACCCAGUAGCCUUCACAACCAGCAGCACAAACUCCGUUGGAGAAACCACAACCUACAUUGAUUCCUUGGACCGCAGCGCAACGGACAAUGCAACCAUCCUCAGCUCAGGAACCAUGACAAUGGCCGCCAUGGUAGUGUACUGGCAAGAAUCCGAUCUCGAAAAGUUCGAUCCCGAGUACGCAGCGACAUUAGCGGAUCACCUGUCCAUUGGCUUUACUCCCACAGCUACCUCGGGAGUUAUGUCUGAAACAGCGACACCGCCUAAUCGUAGUCAACUUCCAUCAGCAACAUCGAAUCUCGGUGAGGCUGUAGGAGGAUCGAAAGGUUCUGGUCUCAGUAGUGGGGCGAAGGCGGGUAUCGGCGUGGGACCUUUCCUCGAUCGUUGCCACCUCGGCAGUCUCCUGCCCACCAUGGCGGGCAUCUCAAAUGUCACCCAAAGCAUCAUGGUCCUCGGUUCCGACAAAUUCUACCCGACGCGCAACAUCUGGUCAGCCCUCACAACCCCAUUCACGUUCGGUUCUCACUGUACUGAUAACUGGCGGGUCGGCAAUGUCUUGUCACAACCUAGCGAUGUCGUUCCAAGAGUUACGCUUUCGAUCCCGUAUGCGUGUAAAAUGCCUGGUGGACAGCCUACCCACAGUCCAGGGACUUGCCUGCCCGGGUUCACCAUGGUUGACUUAACAGAGUACAGAACACCAACUUGGACCACCGGUGGUGCUCGCGCAUGGGGAGCGCAUUGUUGCAAAGAAAAUUUCAUAUCAUCCUUGGGAGCGUGCAUGUCCAGCUUCACCACGCCCCUCACUGCAUACAAUCCAGAACGAGUAGGCGGUCAAACCAUCUCCGACGGUGACAUUUGGUUCUUUGUGACCAGCGAUUCGGACUCCAGGAAGAAUUCCACCGUGAUCAGUACAGGUGUCGCGCAGAUGAACGCGAUGCUCGUUUACUGGCAAGAGUCGGAUCUGGAGAAAUUUGACACAGGAUAUGCGUCGGAGCUUGCUGAGGCGUUGUUGCCGAGUAAUACGUUUGCGCCUUCUGUCACGACGACGGUGGGGACCAUAUUGGGAUUGCAAAGCGGAACAGCAGUACCACCAGAUCGCAGCCAGCUCGUCUCAGCGACAGCGGACCCAAAAUCGAGUCCAGAGCAAGCAGACCGUCCUUCGAGAUCUGGCCUCAGUACUGGGGCCAAGAUAGACCUUGUCAACUCAGAUGGCAUAAUCAACCCCCUCAUCGACAACGGCUACCUGCCCCAUGCCGCCAUCCGCCUAGGCAUCCGGCGCCAGCUAGCCGACCGCCUCUCCUCCAUUGCCACGACCUCGCUGGAAGCGGGCUACGAGUCGAAAAUGAAGUACGUGGAGUUGCUGCGCCAACGGCCCAUUGCGAUUGAGACGGCGAAAGCAAAUGACCAGCAUUAUGAAGUUGGCACUCAGGUUUUGAAGGGUAUGUUGGGGCCGAGGAUGAAGUAUUCGGCUUGUUUGUAUGAGAAGGGUGGGGAGACGUUGGGGGAGGCCGAGGUGAGGAUGAUGGAGUUGUAUGUUAAGAGGGCGGGGUUGAAGGAUGGAAUGACGGUGUUGGAUUUGGGCUGCGGCUGGGGCUCCCUGUCCCUCUACCUCGCCGAAAUCUUCCCCAACAGCUCCAUAACCGGCUUCUCCAACUCGCGCACGCAAAAACAGCACAUUGACUCGGUCGCCACGUCCAAAGGCUUCAAGAACCUCCGCAUCGUGACCGGCGACGUCGUGGACCACGAAUUCGAGCCGGGAAAGUACGACCGCGUCCUUUCCAUUGAGCUCUUUGAGCACAUGAAGAACUACUCGUUGCUCAUGGCCAAGGUCAGCCGCGCUCUCAAACCAGGCGGUAAGUUGUUUGUGCAUAUUUUUGCGCACAAGGAUACGCCGUAUGAUUUUGAAGGCGGGUGGAUGACGGAGCACUUCUUCACGGGUGGCACGAUGCCGAGUGCUGAUUUGCUUCUGUUUUUCCAAGAUGAUCUUAGGAUUAAGAGGCAGUGGUGGGUUAGCGGCAUGCACUAUAGUAAGACGUGUGAGGAUUGGUUGACGACUAUGCUGAGCAACAAGGAGAGUAUUUGGAAGGGGUUGGAGGAGACGUAUGGCAAGGAUGGUGCGUUGACGUGGUGGAAUAGGUGGCAGGUGUUUUAUCUAGCUUGCAGUGAGCUGUUUAGGUGGGAUGGGGGUGAUACGUGGGGUGUUAGUCAUUAUCUGUUUGAGAAGCCUGAAUAA
Molecule: messenger RNA, 2634 nt
Organism: Alternaria burnsii
Lineage: Eukaryota; Fungi; Ascomycota; Dothideomycetes; Pleosporales; Pleosporaceae
Exons: 6
Coding region: 1-2634 (877 amino acids)
Source: RefSeq, a predicted model, not a curated record